Molecule: messenger RNA, 1449 nt
Organism: Eruca vesicaria subsp. sativa (arugula)
Lineage: Eukaryota; Viridiplantae; Streptophyta; Magnoliopsida; Brassicales; Brassicaceae
Source: the annotation of a GenBank genome assembly
GCCACCACCACCACCACCACAUCCUUGGACGAGGAAAUUACAAAACAGCCGGAAAAAUAAAAAAACUCCGUCUACACACAACAACAACAACAAGACGAUUUCUCCGAUUAGUUUAAUCGUUUUACAGAUUCGAUUCGCACGUCUCCCUACCUUUUCAUUGAACUUCUAGGAGCUUCAUUUAUGACAAUGGAACCUCGUCAGGUUCAGAGAUCAGGUUCUAGGGAGCUAAGUAACUUAGCUCGCACUUCUUCAACCCCUUCUACACCUAACCCUUCUUCAUCUUCUUCAGCAGCAUCAGAAGUUGCUUUCAUGAGAUCAGAGAACAACAAUAACAGCACUCAGUUCAUGUCUAAGCCGUUAGGACAACAACAACAAACCUACCAUUUGCUUUCUUCCAGUAACGGUGGAGCUGUUGGACAUAUUUGCUCUUCCUCAUCCUCUGGUUUCUCAACCAAUCUCCAUUACUCAUCUAUGGUGUCUCACGAGAAACACUACUUAGGAAGCAGCAGUAAUGGCCCUGCAGCGUUGAGUAAUGAUAGUUCUUGGUGCAAUGAUGAUUCACUGCAUGGAGGGUUUCUUGACUUUCCUGAAAACCACCACCAGGCCAGCCAGGUUGAGGACGGUGGCAUUGGUUCGGCGUUUGAUGACAUUCAGAAACGAAAUGAUUGGCAUGAAUGGGCUGACCACUUGAUCACUGAUGAAGAUCCUUUGCUAUCAACUAACUGGAAUGAUCUCCUGCUUGACACAACUUCCAAUUCAGACUCAAAGGAUCAGAAAACUCUACAAGUUCCACCGCAGCCACAGGUUGUUCAGCAGCAACCUUCUCCUUCUGUGUCUGUGGAGUUGCGACCUGUGAGCACAACAUCUUCAAACAGUAAUAACGGAACAGGCAAGGCACGUAUGCGUUGGACCCCAGAGCUUCAUGAGGCUUUUGUUGAAGCUGUCAACAGUCUUGGUGGCAGUGAAAGAGCUACUCCUAAAGGUGUGCUUAAGAUUAUGAAAGUUGAAGGCUUGACUAUAUAUCAUGUCAAAAGUCAUUUGCAGAAGUAUAGGACGGCUAGAUAUAGGCCAGAACCAUCAGAAAGUGGUUCGUCUGAGAAGAAGUUGACACCGCUUGAACAUAUAACAUCUCUUGACUUGAAAGGUGGGAUGGGUAUCACCGAGGCUCUGAGACAUCAGAUGGAAGUACAGAAGCAACUCCAUGAGCAGCUCGAGAUUCAAAGAAACCUGCAACUCCGAAUAGAAGAACAAGGCAAGUACCUGCAAAUGAUGUUCGAGAAACAAAACUCUGGUCUAGGCAAAGGCACAGCCUCAACAUCAGAAACGCCUUCCAAAUCCGAACAAGAAGACAAGAAAAUCACUGAUUCAAAGGAGCUCGCACCAGAGGAAACCAGGAAAUGCCAAGAGCCAGAUUCUCCACAGCCAAAGCGCCCCAAAACAGAUAACUGA